UAAAUAUCAAACAAAAAAGCACGAAUUGUUCCACUGUUACUUGCUUUGGGUGUAUUCAUUUUUUUAAAUGUAGUCUUAAAAAUUGAAACAUCUCUGUCUGGAAUGUCGGUCCAUCGACAGUUGUCAGCGCGACUCACAUCGUCACAUGUUACGUAUUCAAAGAUGGCGGCGCCCUGUGUAGGGUAGUGUGGUGUUUCUCUGGUGUGUUUUUCCCUUGUUAGGUUAGCUGUCUCCAUGUCAGUCUCGGUGGAUCUGCGUUAGUUCUUCCUCCCGCCAUUAUGUCUCUGCAGUAGCGUCUUCAGUGAACCUGGAGGUUUGAUAACAGGAAGCUGCAGGACACAGACAGAGUAAAGAAUGUUCGCGUCCGCUUGCUCGAAGCUUCUCCGCCGGCUCACUUUCCCCAUCCGGGGACAGAGGACGCUCAGUCUGUUCUCCAGCACUGGAUCGUCUAGCUGGAGUAAAGUUGUCUCUGAUGCGGAGAAGAUCGUGGGGUACCCCACCUCCUUCAUGAGUCUGCGCUGUCUUCUCAGCGACGAGCUCAGCAAUGUGGCCAUGCACAUCCGGAAGCUGGUCGGGACUCAGCAUCCCCUGCUCAACACUGCAAGGGGCUUUGUAUACGACAGCAAGAACAACCUUCAGAUGAGGGGGCUCAUCGUCCUGCUCCUGUCAAAGGCUGCAGGCCCUAGCCAUGCAGCCGAUGAUGCUCUGGGUCAGGACAUGGUCAGUGGCAUCUACCCCAGCCACACGCUCCCGUCUUUGGGAAGGAAAAGGAAAAGGAGAGGGGUAGUGGGCGCAGGCAGCGAGGAGAAACGUGCAGAUGGUCAAAACUUAGAACACGCUGUCCGUCAAAUACCACACACUGCAGUUCAGAGAAAUCUGGCAGAAAUCGUAGAGCUGAUCAACACAGCGUUCUUGGUGCAUCGUGGGGUUGUAAACCUGAAGGAGUUGACCGUUUCUGACGGCCUGCUGAAGGACAUGGAAUUUGGGAAUAAGAUGGCGGUUCUAAGUGGCGACUUCCUGCUGGCAAACGCAUGUACGGGACUCGCUCAGCUCAACAAUACUGAGGUUGUUGAGCUGAUCUCCAGUGCCAUUGGCGAUGUAGUUCAAGGAAUCUAUUAUGAGAAUUACAGUAGUGCAGAGGAUGGGCUGAUUGAUGGGGUUGAUGUGGCGUCCUGGAAGGAGCACAUCUUCCUGACCCACGGGGCGCUGCUCGCCAAGAGCUGUGAGGCUGCCAUGCUACUCGCCAAGCACGACAAGCAGGCCCAGAUGCUGGCGUACCUGUACGGCAAACACCUGUCACUGGGCCACAAACUAAACUCUGACCUGCAGCCCUUUGUAAAAGGUGGGAUGGGACAGCCAGUGACGUUCAGCCUGAACGCCGCCCCGGUGGUUUUCCACCGCCAGCUCGUUGGCAAAGACAGAUGGCAUCAGCAGCUGCAGCAGGCAACAACUUUAAGCAACCAGCUGGAUUACUCAAAGCUUUUGGCAACAGUUAAAUCAGAGAAAGGCGUGAGCUCAGCGCUGGAUUUGUGCUGUUUCCAUAGCAACAAGGCUCUGGAGGCCAUCAAGGCUUUCCCUUCCUCCAAGGCUCGAUCCGCCCUGGAGAACAUCGCCUUUGCCGUCACGAAAUUUUGACCCGGACAUGCGCCUCGUGUCCUUUUCUGCUCCGCAGAGACUAAUGAGCUUACUUUGAUCCAGGUGCUCUGGAAGUGCAAUGUCUACAAAUGGCCUACACUGAAUAAAAACACAUUUCUAUAUAUUUCGUCAGUUCUGAUUUGUUUCCUGCACACUGCAUUUUUUAAAUCUGCCCAUUUGUAGUUGCUUUGCUUUUAUUCCCCCCUGGAAGUACACGAUCCAAGGUGAAAAAGUGUCAGGAAAAUGAACAAUUUUGGUUUUAAAGUUUUUAGUUCAAAUUCAUUUGUGUCAGCUUGUCAAUAAAGUUCAACUUGACUGUAAAAGAGGGACUGUCACUGAUCAGCGAAAAUGACUGAUGUUUCCUUAUGAUGUCUGUCUCCGGUCUCUGUGAUCCAAAUCAACGCAGGCUCAGGGAAAGGUCACCCGUCCUCUCCUCUUAGCCCAGCCAGUGAGUACACUGAAGCUCAGCCACGCCAGUAAUAAUUAAUGAAAAGACCUGAGCAAAUGGACAGGAAAUGCAGAGGUAUUGAUUGGGCCGACUGCCUUGCUCUAAGUCGUACAAUGCUGGCGCCAGCCUGGUGGCCUGUGGUUUCCCAGGCUGCUGUCUGCGGAGGGAAAAGAGGAGGAGGGGGAAAGGUGUGAAACCAGGACACCUCUGGCAGCUGUCUGUCACAUCCACACAUGAAGGACGGAGCACUGGAAAAUAAGAGAAGUCACAAGUUAUUCAAUAUUUAUGACUUCAAGCGUAAAAGUGUACCAACGAAAGCACUAAAUGUUAAAACACAGUUUAUCAUUUGGCAUUUAAAUUAUCCUUUGGAUGGGCAUAACUGUGUGAUAUUACAUGACCUGAACGUGAUAGUCUCAAAAUUGAGAAAGCCUCAUGGACCAGAGGUCUGGAGCCACAUGUGACUCUUAUCCAUUCAUUGUGGCUCUUUGGCUUUGACAAAAAUGCUAUCAAUUUGAGUAAAAAGUGGCUUUACAGUUUGUGCUUGUGUUGCCAUUUAUGUUCAGAUUUUUGACAUAAAAUACGGUAAAAGGUUUGAUGUAUUAUCAUUGGUUUAUUAUUCUAAAAUGUGUAAAGCACGUAUUUGUAUUUUCUGCUGCACAACAGUGUUUUGUUGCUGUUAAGAGGCUAAGUGAUAAUAUGAUAGAAAGUAAGAAAAAAGUAUUGUACAACAAUGUUGUCGUGUUUAUUUUUGAUAGUAAAAUUAGAAAAAGUAUGAGCGCACCAAAGUGAUAAUGGUGGAAAAUGUCAGGAUUGAAUUUCUUGCCGUUUUAAUUCAAGUAUAUGUCCUCCUUUGUGGGUCAAUAAAGGAGUAUCUUAUUGA
This is a messenger RNA of Oryzias latipes (Japanese medaka), 2963 nucleotides long. RefSeq names its product prenyl (decaprenyl) diphosphate synthase, subunit 2 (gene pdss2). The record is from RefSeq and is a predicted model, not a curated record. NCBI's taxonomy places the organism in Eukaryota, Metazoa, Chordata, Actinopteri, Beloniformes, Adrianichthyidae. Gene Ontology annotation, cellular component: mitochondrion; transferase complex. Gene Ontology annotation, molecular function: prenyltransferase activity. Gene Ontology annotation, biological process: ubiquinone biosynthetic process; isoprenoid biosynthetic process.